Panicum virgatum (switchgrass) is the source of this 1557-nucleotide messenger RNA. RefSeq names its product putative anthocyanidin reductase. Bases 176 to 1255 code for a protein of 359 amino acids. The transcript has 5 exons. Gene Ontology annotation, molecular function: oxidoreductase activity, acting on the CH-OH group of donors, NAD or NADP as acceptor. The record is from RefSeq and is a predicted model, not a curated record. Lineage: Eukaryota; Viridiplantae; Streptophyta; Magnoliopsida; Poales; Poaceae.
CAUUCGUCUCUAGUGCGCAAAGGUCAACAAAUGUGCCAACUCGAGAUUUUCUGCUAGCGUCUCAUCUUCUCGCAAUUGGCCGGUCAGGUCCCGUGCUUGGGGGUCCUCAGUCUGAAUCCUCCACUAGCAUCUCCCCUUCUCUAUCAGGCAGCUUCGACCUUCGAGCUGGGCAGCGAUGGAGGAGAGCAUGAACAGCAGCGGCAGCAACGGAGUGCGGGUGUGCGUCACCGGAGGCGCCGGGUUCAUCGCCUCCUGGCUCGUCAAGAAGCUCCUCGAGAAAGGCUACACCGUCCACGCCACCCUCCGGGACGUCGGCGACGAGGACAAGGCGGGGCUGCUGCGGCGGCUCGUCCCCGGCGCGGCGGAGUCGGGGCGGCUGCUGCUGUUCCAGGCGGACCUCUACGACGCCGCCACGUUCGCGCCGGCCAUGGCGGGGUGCCGGUUCGUCUUCCUCGUCGCCACGCUGUUCCAGCACGACGCCACGAGCGCCAAGUACAAGAGCACGGCGGAGGCCAUCGUGGACGCGGUGCGCGCGAUCCUUCGGCAGUGCGAGGAGUCCAAGACGGUGAAGCGCGUGAUCCACACCGCCUCCAUAUCCGCCGCUUCGCCGCUGAUGAAGCCCGGCUCCGGCGCCGCCGGGUACAAGGAGUUCAUCAGCGAAUCUUGUUGGACUCCCCUCGAUGUUGACUACCCUCUCCGAAGCGCGCACUUCGAUAAGUACAUAUUGUCGAAGGUGCAGUCGGAGCGGGAACUCCUGAGCUACAACGCCGGCGAGAGCCCGGCGUUCGAGGUGGUGACCCUGCCCCUGGGCCUCGUCGCCGGCGACACGGUCCUCGGCCGCGUCCCGGAGACGAUAGAGAGCGCCGCGUCGCCCGUGUCCCGCAACGAGGCCUACUCCGGGCUCCCGCGUAUACUGCAGCAGCUCCUGGGCUCGCUGCCGCUGGUGCACGUCGACGACGUCUGCGACGCGCUCGUCUUCUGCAUGGAGCGGCCCUCCGCCGCCGGCCGGUUCCUCUGCGCCGCCGCGUACCCGACCAUCCACAACGUCGCCGGCCACUUCGCCGAGAAGUUCCCGCACCUCGACAUCCUCAGAGAGACGGAGGCGGUGGCGAGGGUGCCACCUGAGGGGGACAAGUUGGGGGAGCUGGGUUUCAGGUACAAGUACGGGAUGGAGGAGAUUCUUGACAGCAGCGAUGGCUGCGCGGCGAGAUUGGGUUCUCUUGACGCAACCAGGCUCAACCUGCAGAAAGGAUAAAAAAUAACCUGGAAGGCUAAACUAGCAGCAGGAUGGAUGGACUGCGUGCUGUUGUUCGCUGUGCAUUUUGCAUGUUCCAAAUUCGCCACUAGGCGUAUCUACAGAAAUAAGACGAGAUAAAUUUGGUCCUGUUUGGCACAAAGCUUCUUUUUUGUUUUAUAGAUGGAAACCGUUUGAAAUGAGCUGGAAAGAUGUAUCCGAACAUCAAACAUUUAAUUGUAGUGUCGUAGGGAGACAAUUGAUAUGAUAUCUCCUUUUUAUCUACAUGUGUAUUUUUUUAGAAUAUUUACAUUACAUGUGUA